GGUGGUACAUAUGCCAGUCCCGAGUGUCAUGUCUGGGUAAGCUUCAGAUGUGGAGUCGACGCGACGAGUCCUCGCGACAGUCGACAUGUCUGGAUAGAUUUAUGGGGUUAUGCGCAGUGGGUAGAGAGAGAGAGAGAGAUCAAGCGCUGAUCAAGCGCGGCAGAUAUGUAACUCAUCAGAUGUGUAAUGCUGUAGUAGAGUUUAAGACCAAUCAUUGUGGUAUUUUGGUCCCUUCUCCAUAGAGUAUUAGGGCGUUUUGCAGAGAAGUGUCGUCAGCCUUCCAAACGACAUGUCCAUACCUGACGGCAAGUUGCAACAUGUAUGCCAGUUUGAUUCAUUCUAUCGCAGCAGUUUAUGAGAGACCCGAUUGGCACGACCCACUCGACCAUGGCGGUUCCUGCAAUGCUUCAAUGGGGACCUGAAGGAUUUUUCUUCUUCCAUUUGACCAACCCAGAAGUCUUGCCAGGGCAGCCCAUCUACUGCACCCACAUGGAGGAUCCUGCAUUGGGACCAAAAGAUUGGAUUCAUGCAAUCCCUGAAUGGAGUGGCGACAAAGCCGGACUCGCCUUCAAUCAGGAAUUCUUGUCUUUGGUCCAUGAGUUCCGCAUCGAGCCCAACUUUUGGUCAGCCGGAACCUACCACUUUCAAGGGGGCUGCAGCCGCAUUACCGCGGACGCGUUUGGCACCUACCGUGCCUGGCUCGAGAACAAGGACGACUAUGAGCUCCUUUGUCAGUCGAAAUGCCUGAGCGUCCAGGUGACCUUCCGUGAAUCGUCUCCAAUCUUCUGCAUGCUGCGCUUAGAGAGCAUUCCACGGACACCGCUUUUUCUGCCCUUGCAGCGCAUCCAAGUGGCCAUCGAUGAACUGCGGGCAGGCCAGAUGGACGUGCCGAGUCGGGCGCCCCGCAAGAAGUUCCUGCCUCGGACCAUCUUUCAGACUCCCGAGGGGCAGACCGUCAGCGUCGAGCAUCUGUGCCUGGCAGAUCGCCUGGCAGAUCAAGCAGGUCGAGUGAUGAAAGUUGUGAACCUCAAACUCUUCGAGGAGCAAGCCGUCUCCAUCAUCCGGCUGCAGAUUGGCGGUCUAUACCAGGUGAUGCAAGGAGAGAAGCUGUUAUCCCCAGAGGGCGCCAUUCGUGUGCAACACAUGAUGGUGGGGUCGGAAGUCAUCGUCAGCAAAGACUCUGAGGAAAAAAACAGCUCGCAUCACUGAUCUGACCGCGAUCGAGGGCCGCAUGAGCAUCUACGAGGUGGCUGUCCUCGGCAUUCAUCCUCCCCAGCCAUUCGGCAUCGGAUCAGUUCGUGAGGCCAUGGAGGUACAAAAUGGUUCGGGAAGCUGUGGAGGCGGAGGUAUGGUGGCAACAUCUCAAGCUUCAGAUGCCAUGAUGCAUCUAAUAUUAGAUGCCAGCAUUCCAGUGUUGCAAAUGGAUAUGAUUGAAGUGUAGACCUUGCAUAGUCCCCCCAGCAACAGCUCCCAACAAAGCUGAAAUAUCGUGGCCGUAGCCGCGCCUGCAAUUUCAAGAUGGACUAGACUUGUGGGGUGCUGGGGACAACCGGCUAUAGACAUGCAGCUGCCCUGACACAGGGGCAUCGUGAAGUCCUCCGUGCGGCGAGCGCGAGUGUGUGAGGGCGACAAUUUCUUAGGGGCUAUAUAGUUGUUUUAGUUUUUUUCUGCCCAUGGCCUUUUCUUAACCAUGGGGGUAGGUUAAUUCGAUGCGCAUGUUGGCGUGGUUUCAGCCGCCAAUUUUGCCCAUGAGGAGAUGAUGGCACGCCAUCCAAAUCAUUGACAGGUGUUUCUCUGAGUAUUUGACAGUUCA
Durusdinium trenchii is the source of this 1813-nucleotide messenger RNA. Lineage: Eukaryota; Dinophyceae; Suessiales; Symbiodiniaceae. The record is from the annotation of a GenBank genome assembly.